Molecule: messenger RNA, 573 nt
Organism: Trypanosoma conorhini
Lineage: Eukaryota; Euglenozoa; Kinetoplastea; Trypanosomatida; Trypanosomatidae
Exons: 1
Coding region: 1-573 (190 amino acids)
Source: RefSeq, a predicted model, not a curated record
AUGCCCGAGUUCACGCGAGACGAUGAGUACAGUUUAGAUCUCCUGCGCGCCAAAAAGGAGGCUGGGAAAAUACAGGCCGAGGAAGUGAAGAUGCUGCAACAACUGGAGCAGAAGUACGAUACAUUCAUUAACGAGGGCUUGAGCAACCUAUCAAGGAUGGCGUCACGGAGAUCCACACGGCAGCUUCGACUGCGAGACGUCCUGAUAUCAUGGCCGAUGCUUUUAUUGAUUCUUUGCUGCUUUUUCACAGCACUUUUUUUGCUGCAGUUUCAUGAUGAUGGGCGGGAAUGGCUUCUUUUCAUCCUUCAGUGGCACCUCCGCCUGGUCGGUGUGUUGCUCGCCUGGGCGACGGUGGUGGGUUUCACGCAGAUUCGUGAGCGUCGCGUCGCCACGGGGGCCCUUCUGGCUAGCUGUGUGCUGGUUCCAGUGCUAUUGGGGCUGGUGACGCUUGCGAUAUGCUUCCGCGGCCGUGCCGAGGCAUUUGACCGGUGGGAUGAGGGCUUGUUUUCUGUUUGCUGGGUGGGGGAUGGACUGAUCGCCGGGGAGUCGGCAGCGCUCCUAUUUCUUCGUUGA